Mollisia scopiformis is the source of this 4938-nucleotide messenger RNA. Its product is annotated as putative Brefeldin A resistance protein. Gene Ontology annotation, biological process: transmembrane transport. The transcript has 4 exons. Gene Ontology annotation, molecular function: ATP hydrolysis activity; ATP binding; ABC-type transporter activity. NCBI's taxonomy places the organism in Eukaryota, Fungi, Ascomycota, Leotiomycetes, Helotiales, Mollisiaceae. Bases 495 to 4808 code for a protein of 1437 amino acids. The record is from RefSeq and is a predicted model, not a curated record. Gene Ontology annotation, cellular component: membrane.
GGAUGCCCACAGAUGAUUUGUCCAGUAUAUUUGCUUCAUCUGCUAAAGUUGCUACUCAGCCCCACCAUUAUUGCGUUCGUCAUCAUUUUUAAAGUUCGUGGGUCCCUUGGCAUUGGCAAGAAGGCUCGUCCACGGUUCGGCCUCUCAGUCAAGGCCGAGAUACCAACAGCUGUUGCUGCGAAAAGCCAACAUACCACGGCCCUGCGACCUGGUGCGCUUCCGACUUUAGGUCCUGAGAUGCUGCAAGAUGGAAUCUUCCGCUCGAUUUCGGACUAUUCAAGGUUUCCGUUCAAGGCUUGGGGCCAGCUAAGUGGCUCUUUUAAGCGGGGACAAAGAUGGAUCUCAAAUUCUAGAUCUAUGUGCCUUUAUUUUGUCUCCUCUUCUUUUCUAUAAACCUUUGUAUUCGUUUCAUAUAAUUUUCUUUCCUUCUAGUAUCUACUUCUCACACUUAUACUUCGACAAGCUGGAUUGACUGAGCAUUCGAGACACCAGUCAUGGCGACCACAGAGCCAGAGGGCUUCGCGCCUAUUGUCAAGUCUACCAGCCAUGCCACCGAAAGACGAAACUCUCUUGCACGCGCCUUCACCAAUUCUUCGGUUCUUUCUGGACGACGGAAAAGCCGCCCUUACGAUGAUUCCGACGAUGAGGUGGGAGAACCCAUCGCCGAAGACUGGAGUAUGAUGCCAGAGAUCAAGGCCCUGCAAAAGCAGGGGGAGAAGGACGCAGUGAAGCAUCGAAAGAUUGGUGUUACAUGGAGAAACUUGACAGUGAAAGGCAUCGCCAGUGAUGCUGCUAUCAACGAAUCGGUGGGCUCACAGUUCAACAUCCUGAACUCUAUCAGGGAAUCACGGCACAAACAACCAAUGAAGACCAUCCUUGACGAUACUCAUGGAUGCGUCAAGCCUGGAGAGAUGCUACUCGUUCUUGGUCGGCCAGGCGCUGGAUGUACAUCGCUUCUCAAGAUGCUCGCAAACAGACGUGAAGGCUAUGCUGAGGUGACGGGAGAUGUUUCGUGGGGAACCUUAAAUCCUAAGCAAGCCGGGCAAUUCCGAGGACAAAUUGUCAUGAAUACGGAGGAAGAAUUGUUCUUCCCUACCCUUACUGUUGGACAAACCAUUGACUUUGCAACGAGAAUGAAAGUUCCCUUCAACCUUCCAUCAGACACAACCUCGCCCGAAGAAUUCCAACGCCAGACAAGAGACUUUCUCCUGAAAUCCAUGGGCAUCAGUCACACUCUGGACACCAAAGUCGGGAAUGAGUAUGUUCGUGGUGUAUCAGGAGGCGAAAGAAAGCGAGUCAGUAUCCUCGAAACUCUUGCGACUCGCGCAAGUGUGUACUGUUGGGACAACAGCACUCGCGGUCUAGAUGCUAGUACUGCCCUCGAGUACACAAAAGCGAUUCGCGCUAUCACAGACAUCUUUGGCUUGGCUUCUAUUGUCACGCUGUACCAAGCUGGUAAUGGUAUCUAUAACCUCUUCGACAAAGUCCUUGUUAUCGAUGAGGGGAAGGAGAUUUUCUACGGUCUUCGAAAGGAAGCUAGGCCAUUCAUGGAAAGUCUUGGCUUUGUUUGUGCAGAUGGUGCAAACGUCGCAGAUUUUCUGACUGGUGUUGUCGUCCCAUCAGAACGGAGGAUUCGCGAGGGAUACGAGGAAUCUUUCCCAAGAACAGCAAAUGACAUCCGGCAAUGCUAUCAAAAGUCGACUAUAAGGGCUGAAAUGGAAGCCGAGUACAACUAUCCCACCACAGACGAGGCGAAGAAAUUCACGGAAGAUUUCAAAGUUGGGGUUAGCCAGGAGAAGCACAAAAGUCUGUCCAAGAAGUCACCGCUCACAGUGAGCUUUGUCGCACAAAUCAAAGCUGCUGUCACUCGACAAUAUCAGAUCCUCUUGGGAGAUAAAGCGACUUUCAUCAUCAAGCAAGCCUCGACCAUCAUUCAAGCAUUGAUAACAGGUUCCCUCUUCUACAACGCCCCGGACAACUCUGCAGGUCUAUUCGUCAAAUCCGGUGCACUCUUCUUCGCUCUUCUGUUCAACAGUCUUAUCGCCCUGUCAGAAGUGACUGAUUCCUUCUCGGGUCGUCCAGUUCUGGCGAAGCAUAAAUCAUUUGCUUUGUAUCACCCGGCCGCAUUCUGCAUAGCGCAAAUCACCGCCGAUAUACCGGUUAUCCUGGUUCAAGUUUCUACGUUCUCCAUUAUUCUAUACUUUAUGGUUGGCCUCAGACAGGAUGCGGGAGCUUUCUUCACUUUCUGGGUCAUUGUCUUCUCGACUGCUAUGACCAUGACCGCAUUUUUCCGAGCAAUUGGUGCCGGGUUCAGUACAUUCGAUGCUGCAAGUAAAGUCUCUGGCUUCAUGGUAGCGGCUCUAAUCAUGUAUACCGGAUACAUGAUCAGAAAACCUCAGAUGCACCCCUGGUUUGUAUGGAUAUAUUGGAUAGAUCCCCUGGCUUACGGAUUUUCGGCUAUUCUCGCGAAUGAGUUUAAAGGCACGAUAAUUCCUUGCGUGGCCACCAGUCUUGUUCCAAAUGGGCCAGGAUAUACAGACGCUCUGCAUCAAGCAUGUACUGGAGUUGGUGGGGCACUACCAGGAGCCACGAGUGUUACUGGAGAACAGUAUCUUGCAUCACUCUCGUACUCAGCAUCAAAUAUCUGGCGGAAUUUCGGCAUUCUCUGGGCGUGGUGGGUCCUCUUCGUUGUCGUUACGAUCGUUUCAACAAGCAAUUGGAAGAGCCAAUCUGGCAACAGCGGGUUUCUCCUGAUCCCGCGUGAGAAGGUUAAGCAGACCAAACACUUGACGCAGGACGAAGAAUCGCAACCAGUCCCAGACACUGAGAAAAAUGUUCCGACAUCUAGCGGCGGUUCAACCUCAGACGGAACCAAGGUCAAUGAUGACCAGCUUGUCCGCAAUACAUCAGUUUUUACCUGGAAGGAUUUGACUUACACUGUCAAGACACCUUCUGGUGAUCGCGUUCUUCUCGACAAUGUGCAAGGAUGGGUGAAGCCUGGUACGCUUGGAGCAUUAAUGGGAUCGUCUGGUGCUGGUAAAACAACACUGCUGGACGUUCUCGCCCAGCGCAAGACUGAAGGCACAAUCCAUGGUUCUAUUCAAGUUGAUGGUCGCCCACUUUCGGUCUCUUUCCAGCGUUCAGCAGGAUAUUGCGAGCAACUGGAUAUUCAUGAGCCAUUAGCUACUGUUCGUGAAGCACUAGAAUUCUCCGCCUUGCUCCGUCAAUCUCGUGAAACUCCCCGCGAGGAAAAGCUUCGCUACGUCGAUACGAUCGUCGAUCUCCUCGAGAUGCACGAUAUCGAAAAUACCCUCAUUGGCAAUACUGGAGCCGGACUGUCUGUGGAGCAACGGAAACGCCUUACAAUCGGCGUGGAGCUUGUUUCUAAGCCCAGCAUUCUGAUCUUCCUGGAUGAGCCAACCUCUGGUCUUGAUGGUCAAGCGGCAUUUAACAUUGUGCGUUUCCUUCGCAAACUUGCAGAUGUUGGCCAAGCUGUUCUCGUCACCAUUCAUCAGCCUUCGGCUCAAUUGUUUCUCCAAUUUGAUAGCCUUCUCCUUCUCGCUAAAGGAGGCAAGACCGUCUAUUUCGGAGACAUCGGCGAUAAUGCCUCCACUUUGAAAGAAUACUUCGCACGUUAUGACGCUCCUUGUCCCAAAGAUGCCAACCCAGCUGAACAUAUGAUCGACGUCGUCUCCGGAACUCUCUCUCAAGGCCGCGACUGGAACAAAGUCUGGCUCGAAUCUCCAGAGUAUCAAAACACCACUGAAGAACUCGACCGUAUAAUUUCCACCGCCGCAGCAAAUGAGCCUGGAACCAACGAUGACGGCCACGAAUUCGCAAUGCCGCUCUGGGAACAAACCAAACUCGUCACUCAAAGAAUGACUGUCUCCAUCUGGAGAAAUACGGACUACAUCAACAACAAACUCGCUUUGCAUAUUGGCUCUGCGCUUUUCAACGGCUUCUCAUUCUGGAAAAUCGGAACUUCGGUUGCUGAUUUGCAGUUACGACUGUUUACUGUGUUCAAUUUCAUUUUCGUCGCUCCUGGUGUCAUUGCUCAACUGCAACCAAUGUUCAUUUCUCGCCGAGACAUUUACGAAGCCCGCGAGAAGAAAUCGAAAAUGUAUUCCUGGAAGGCGUUCGUUACCGGCCUCAUCGUUUCUGAAAUCCCCUAUCUCUGUAUUUGUGCUGUCGCUUACUUCGUCUGCUGGUACUACACCGUAGGCUUCCCCAAUGACUCCAACAAAGCCGGCGCGACAUUAUUCGUCAUGCUCAUGUACGAGUUCGUCUACACGGGAAUCGGUCAAUUCGUCGCGGCCUACGCCCCCAACGCCGUCUUCGCCUCUCUCGUCAACCCACUGGUCAUCGGAAUCCUAGUCUCCUUCUGCGGUGUCCUCGUCCCGUACGCUCAGAUCCAACCUUUCUGGCGCUACUGGCUCUACUACCUUAACCCAUUCAACUACCUCAUCGGCUCGCUCCUAGUCUUCACCACCUUCUCUGCACCAAUCGUUUGCAAAGAGUCCGAAUUCGCCAUCUUCGACCCACCGUCUGGCGAAACCUGUGCUCAGUAUUUGGCAGAUUAUAUGCAAGGCAUGGGCUCUCGUACGAAUCUGACGAAUCCGGAUGCGAGUGCGGGAUGCAGGGUGUGCGAGUACAGGACUGGGGCGGAUUAUUUGUACAAUGUUAAUUUGAAGGAUUAUUAUUAUGGGUGGAGAGAUGCUGGUAUUGUUGCUCUGUUCGCGCUGAGUAGCUAUGCGAUGGUCUACUUGUUAAUGAAAUUAAGGACGAAGAGGAGCAAGACUGCUGAGUAGAUGGUACAAGACGGAGAGAGUUCGUAUAAGGGAAGAUAGAUAUGUUGCGGUUUUCAUUUGUCGGAUGGCGUUGAUACUUAGAUGGCGGAAUAAUGUGUAUAUCAUAUUAGAUUGGGAAAGAAAGGUGGGG